AUGGCCGACAGCAGCAGCAGCAGCAGCAGCAGCAGCAGCAGCAGCAGCAGCAGCAGCUGGACCCACAGCAUAGUUGCUGCUGGGGCCCACGGGGGCCCCGCCAGCGCUGUGGCCACGUGGGGUGCAGCGCAGCUGACGGCUGUGGGCGGCGGCGACGGCCGCAUAACUUUGUGGGAAACAGCAGCAGCAGCAGCAGCAGCAGAAGCAGCAGCAGCAGCAGCAGCAGCAGCAGCAGCGGGAGCGGGAGCAGGGGACGCGGCAGGGGAGGCAGCAGCAGGGGAAGCAGCUCGGGAGGACGGCGGGAGGCGCCAGAAGCGGCGCGCUUCUGCUGCUGCGGCUGCUCCCGGUGCUGCUGCUGCUGCUGCUGCUGCUGCUGCUGCUGCUGCGGGGCCGCUGCAGCGGCUGUCUCCCGUGUCUCUCUUUGCAUGCGCUUCUCCAGUGACUGACGUCGUUUUUGGUGAUUCGUUUUGCUGCUCCGCUUCUGAAGACGGCCUGCUGCAGCUGUGGGACCCGCAGCGGGCGCAGCCAGCAGCAGCAGCAGCAGCAGCAGCAGCAGCAGCAGCAGCAGGGAAGUGGCGCUGCAGGUCAACCCCGCUGGCCCUCGCGCUAAGUGCUGCUGACCAAAAGCUGCUUGCUGCUGCUCAUGCUGACGGGCGAGUGCGGCUGUACGAUGUCCGUACACCUGAAGGGCUGGCGCUGGAGACAGCAGCAGCAGCAGCAGCAGCAGCAGCAGCAGGUGUGGGGUCUGGAGACGAUCCCAGUGAUCCCGCGGCCUUCAGCCAGCGGCUGGCCUUCAAGACGCGGCACGCGCGGCUUCCCGCUGCAGUGGCCUGGACCCCCAGCAGCAGCAGCAGCAGCAGCAGCAGCAGCAGCAGCAGCAGCAGCAGCAGCGGGCAGCCGCUGCUCGCGUCCGCAGGACAGGACGGCUGCGUGCUGCUGCACGACCUGCGGUCUGCUGCUGCUGCUGCUGCUGCUUUCAAGGCGCAGCAAGGGGGCCUCCCCGUCCGCCUGCUUUGCUGCUCCUGGUGUACAGACACCGCAGUUGCUGCUGCUGGCAGCGACGGCAGAAUUCGAAUCCACCAUUUGCUGGGGGGCCCCCCCGCUGCAGCAGCUCUCCACUGA
Molecule: messenger RNA, 1122 nt
Organism: Eimeria necatrix
Lineage: Eukaryota; Apicomplexa; Conoidasida; Eucoccidiorida; Eimeriidae
Product: microtubule-associated protein, putative
Exons: 1
Coding region: 1-1122 (373 amino acids)
Cellular component (GO): preribosome, large subunit precursor
Molecular function (GO): protein binding
Source: RefSeq, a predicted model, not a curated record